CGUCUCGCCCGGGAGAGGGAAAGAAAAAGAGAGAAAGAGAGAAGAAUUUUGUAGCUUAGAGUGAAAUAGAAUAUCUGCGCAAGAGGAAGAAAGUAUAACGGGCUGGUAUAGGAAGCGCGAAAGAUAGAGCGAAAAGAGGGAGCGAGAGAUAUACAACGAGGGACACGGAGGUGCUUGCACACGGGGCGGGCCUGCCAGUCUCAACCACUUCGUGGAGUGCACUUUUUAUUCUGUACUCGAGCACGCAGCCACUCUGAAUUGUUAGCUGUUUGCAUAUACAUGAUUGAAGAUCUGUGACUUGCCCGAUGCAUGGUAGAGGCUGUUGGACCGCGUGGUCUUACCAGAUUUUAUCGAUAAUCAGUCAGUACAUCGUGUGUGAGGAUUGUUGUUGUUGUUGUUGUUGAUCGAUCCUUCCGGCUUGCCGGCUGUCAAAGUCAUCGGUUUCGAAAGACAAGAAAAAGGAAUCGUGACACAAAACAACAGCGAACCUUAGAGAUCGUAUUCGAAAUAUCUCGGUGUCAGUGUUGGUAGUGUUUGAGAGAGUGGUGGUGGUGGAAAAGACGAAGGAGAAACCGGGUGUGCAACGAAAGAGGGUUGUUAUGGGGCGAAGCUGUCGUCUGCUUGUACUUUCGCCGCUGUAUUUGCUGACUAUAUUCGGCUUUCUCGCAGCGGCUGAUGCUUUCUCCACUGACAGCAGGCCUUGUCCUUUAAAGCAAUUUCAAUGCACGAAUGGUAAAUGUAUACCAAGGCCGUGGGUCUGCGACUCAAUGGACGAUUGCGGUGACAAUUCCGACGAAACCAGCAAAUGCGAAGGUCCGCGCACGUGCGCCGACUCGGAGUUCAAGUGCGCCAACGAGAAGUGCAUACCCGGAACCUGGCACUGCGAUGGCGAGGAUGAUUGUCACGAUAGCUCUGACGAGGAUCCAACGGUCUGCAGGUCGAAACAGUGCAGCGAAACGGAGUUCGAGUGCAGCCCUGGGAGGUGCAUACCGAAAACCUGGCUGUGCGAUCUUCAGCACGACUGCAGCGAUGGGUUGGACGAGAAAAAUUGCCGCAGGAUGAAGAAUUGUACGGCGGAUCAGUUCACGUGUCACUCGGGGAACGGCGAGUGCGUGGCACUCGCGUGGAUGUGCGACGGCCAUUCAGACUGUUCGGACGGUUCGGACGAGGCUGAGUGCAACGACACUUGUCGAUCUGACGAGUUUACGUGCGCAAACAAGCGAUGUAUCCAGAGAACGUGGGUGUGCGACAGCGACGACGAUUGUGGAGACGGCAGCGACGAGGAAGAUUGCAAACCGGUCACCUGUGGUCCGUCAGAAUUCGCCUGCUCCAAGAAUUAUUGCAUAACGUCUCGAUGGAGAUGCGACGGUGAUUUCGAUUGUCCAGAUAAAAUCGACGAAGUUGGAUGUAAGUAUUCGAACGGCGAACGACCAAGCCAUUGCAACAAGGACGAAGACUUCGACUGUGACGACGAUUUCACGUGCAUACACAAAAGCUGGGUGUGCGACGGCGAAAGAGACUGCCCGAACGGGGCCGACGAGUUGCCAACACGGUGUCACAACGUUACAUGCAGGCCGGAUCAAUUCCAAUGCGGGGAUCAUCGUAAUUGUAUAUCAGGCCACUUGUAUUGCAACGGUAAAGCAGAAUGCGUAGAUGGCAGCGACGAGAGAAAUUGCACGGGCAAAACCACCGUUUGCGAUCCGUCGACGCAAUUCGAAUGUAGCGAGGGCUCGUGUAUCCCUCUUUCCAGCGUGUGCAACAAACACCGUGAUUGUAUCGGUUGGGAGGACGAGAACGAGGAACUUUGUGGCGUGAACGAGUGUUCCAAGAACAACGGUGGAUGUUCGCAAAUUUGCAUCGAUCUGCCGAUCGGCUUCCGGUGUGAUUGUAACGCAGGAUACAGGCUCAUUGACAAUAGGACUUGCGAUGAUAUAGACGAAUGCUUGGAACCAGGCACCUGUUCCCAGUUCUGUUUGAACGAAAAGAGCAGUUUCAAGUGCAGCUGUGCCCCGGGUUACCUCAAAGAUCCCAGGAACCACACUCGUUGCAAGGCGGCAGAAGGUCACGCCAGUCUGCUCUUUACCAGAAGGCACGAUAUAAGGAAAGUUGCACUGGAUCGUUUGGAGAUGACGGAUAUAGUGAAAAACACGAAAAUGGCCGCGGCCUUGGAUUUCGUUUUUCGCACCGGUAUGAUCUUCUGGAGCGACAGCAGCGAAAAGAAGAUCUAUAAAGCUCCGAUAGACGAAGGCAACGAGCGUACAGUUGUAAUCGACGAUGGUUUAACUACAUCGGACGGACUUGCCGUUGAUUGGAUAUAUAGUCAUAUUUAUUGGACCGAUUCCAAGAAGAGUACCAUAGAACUGGCUAAUUUCGAGGGUAAUAUGAGGAAGACGUUGAUUCGAGAUCGGGUACAAGAACCUAGAGCGAUAGCUUUGAAUCCACUGGAGGGAUGGAUGUUUUGGACCGAUUGGAGCGACGAAGCCCGCAUAGAGAAAGCGGGCAUGGAUGGAUCUCAUCGAACGGUGAUAGUCGACAAUGACGUACAGUGGCCAAAUGGGCUGACUCUGGACUUAAUUGGCAAGAAAAUAUACUGGGUAGACGCAAAGUUAAAUAUAAUUGGAUCGUGUAAUUACGAUGGUUCAGGUGUACGAACGGUUCUCUAUUCUCCGGAAGUAUUGAGGCAUCCCUUCAGUAUUACGACGUUCGAAGACUACGUUUAUUGGACCGACUGGGAUAAGGAGGCGAUAUUUAAAGCAAAUAAAUUUACCGGUGAAUCGGUCGGACCUGUUACAUCUCUUCGAACUCUGAAAUAUCCAAUGGUCGUUCACGUAUAUCAUCCGUACAGACAACCAGACGGAAUGAAUCAAUGUCAGGCUGUGAAUGGUCAUUGCAGUCAUUUGUGUUUACCAGCACCAAGAAUCAAUUCGAAAUCGCCUCUUCUUAGUUGCGCUUGUCCGGACGGCCUAAGAUUGUUACCCGACGGUUUGAUGUGCGUGGAAAAAGUAAGUACAACUGUAGCACCUACAACGCAAGAAAUUAGUAAACCAUUCAAGAGACUCGAACCUCUCAACGUAACCACGGCUGUCCAUCCAACGCAUUCAACAGAUGGAGAUGGCAAAGGUGGUCUAGCGUCUGAAUCCACAGACCCUGGUUUAGUCGCUGGGAUAGUGAUAGGCGUGGCGUCCUUCGGGCUGUUACUCCUCGCAUCAGUAGCAUUAUUAUGCUAUAGGCAUUACCUUCAUCGUAAUGUAACGAGUAUGAACUUUGAUAAUCCUGUGUAUAGGAAAACCACAGAAGAUCAAUUUAGUCUCGAAAAGAAUAGGUUUCCACUCCCCACUGCUACGGUUGGAGAAGAGGCUCAGGAACCUUUAACGAGUCCUGGAACUAAUGAUUACGUUUAAGAAUGAAUCUGUCAAUGAAACGGGCUUAGCAGGCUAUUGAAAUAUAAUGUCGACCAAGUAACACAAAAAUCAUGUACAAAAAAAAAAAAAAAAA
Messenger RNA from Bombus impatiens (common eastern bumble bee), 3495 nucleotides. RefSeq names its product very low-density lipoprotein receptor. The record is from RefSeq and is a predicted model, not a curated record. Lineage: Eukaryota; Metazoa; Arthropoda; Insecta; Hymenoptera; Apidae. Gene Ontology annotation, molecular function: calcium ion binding; protein binding. The transcript is spliced from 14 exons. The coding region runs from base 600 to 3401 and encodes 933 amino acids.